UUUUACUAGGGUUCGGGCGAUUCUGGCCAUGAAAAACAGUUGGGAAUCGUCAUAGCACUUAUCUAGAAAUCUCAAUCCCUUCUGAAGCACACUCCAAUGGUUGCCACUUAAUUUUCCACCUCUAUGCUGACAUGUACAAUAAAACCCUUUUUUAUCCACACAAACCCAUAAAGAAGAAGAGGAGAAAUGGCCGCUUUCGUGGCUGAUUUUUCUAGUUCCUUCAAACAGUUCACAAAUGGAGGCAACAGCUGUUCAGUCUGGGUCUUUUCUCAAGCUUACAAAGCCACUUUGCUUCUCAAAUUUUCCAUCUUCAGCUUUCUUCCAUUCUCAGAAUUCUAUCUUUGCUUCUCAUUCACUACCCACUUCUUUGGUCUUCAAGUGCUCUUCAAGAAAGAUGUUGCAAUUCCAGCCUAUAGAAAGACAACGGAGGAACCUCACAUCUUUAAAUGCGUCGGAUGCAGAAAGUCCUUCAUCAGAUAACGUGGAGAGAUGGCUUCUUGAACCUGUAGGAGAUGGAGAUUCUAGGCACGUCGGUUUCCAAGUUCCAAUGCCAGGUGCAUUUGAGAUAGCAUCUAGUGUUGUCACUGUUGGCCGUCUUCCUGAUAAAGCAGAUAUGGUGAUUCCCGUGGCAACAGUGUCUGGUCUGCAUGCCCGAAUUGAGAAGAAAAUGGAAAGUCUUUUGGUUACAGACUUGGACAGCACAAAUGGAACAUUCAUUGAUGGAAAGAGGCUCAAACCAGGUGCAGUCAGCACUGCACCACCUGGCAGUUGUAUUACAUUCGGGGAUACCCAUCUAGCGAUGUUUCGGGUUUCAAAGCUUCAGAAUGUGGACCCUUCAAUCAAACCAGGAGAACCUGAGGUUAAACUAGAGGCUGACAGCCCUGCAAAUAAUCCAGAAGCUACAAUUUAAAAAGCCAGGGUAGUAUCCUGAGAAUUGAGGUCAAAUAAAACAUAUCUUUUUCAUGAUUGUUUGGGGAAAAUCUCUGUAUGUAAUCAAUAAUGUUUAGAAUGUAAUAUUUUUACUAAUGUUGUUCAUUCUUUUUUGUGAAAUUGAUUGUUAUAGUUGAGUUGUGGAGAGAAAUUAGUGUCUGAAAGUGUAAUUUCGCUAAAUUGUGUACCCUUUAAUUCUCUGCCAUAAUUUGCGCUUAAGGACAGUAUAGAGACAAACAAGUCGACCUCUUUUUUUCUUUUGUUGAAACUUGAAGAAAGUUUCUAUUUUUUUUUUCC
This is a messenger RNA of Macadamia integrifolia, 1227 nucleotides long. RefSeq lists its product as uncharacterized. Gene Ontology annotation, molecular function: protein binding; mRNA binding. Bases 236 to 910 code for a protein of 224 amino acids. The transcript is spliced from 5 exons. The record is from RefSeq and is a predicted model, not a curated record. NCBI's taxonomy places the organism in Eukaryota, Viridiplantae, Streptophyta, Magnoliopsida, Proteales, Proteaceae.